ACCUCAGUGCCGUCCUUGUGAACUGGAACAUUACAACAUCUGAGAUAAAUGUGAUGUGGAAAGAUCCAGACACACACUCUGACCUGAUCCAGUCCUACAGAGUCACUGUGAGGGAGAGUGGCGGAUCUACCAUAUUUAACACCUCUCUAGGGAGACAAACCAGCUAUAACCAUAAAUCUAGCUUUGACCCUGGAUAUUUGUACUAUUUCAAAAUCACAUCUAAGGUACAACUAAGUGACCCAGUGGAAAUGCUUUAUGUUGAAAGAGAACAACACCUCAUUGUAGAACCACUCCCUCCUGGUGCUAUCGAUAGAAACGCCAGUAACUUACAUCCUGAAAAACUUCAUCUGAAAUGGACAGACCCAGGGAACAGAACACGUGUUGAUGGAUACCGAAUAAACAUUAAUGGAUACAACUAUUCCACAAGUUCAACUGAAACGCCCAUUUCACGAAGACUGGAACCCGGCAGAAAUUAUACGGUUACAGUUAUAGCAAGUUCACAUGGAACAGAAAGCAAACCAUAUGUGGAACAAAUUACAACGCUUCGUACUCCGAAAGUCAUCAUUACCACUCCGAAAGUCAUCAUUAACGGGGGCAGCUACGUAUAUCCCCUAUAUCUAUCAACCCUGGAGAUUGAAGCUUCUCUACAAAAUUAUUCCGACUUUCCGCCGACGUUAGAGACAAGAUGGCAAAGGAAUGGCGUAGACAUCAACAUAACAGACGUGAGAUAUAACGGCAGUUCUCUCGAUCUGUUCAAUCCGAAACUCGUCAUCAAUAGAGUGGAUUUCGAUCAUGAGGAAGGCAGAUUGUAUCGUUGUACUGCACGGAACUCAGAAGGAUGGGGAACAAGCACAUACGACAUACGGGUGUAUGUACAAGGGAGUAUUAAAUUUUCCGAGCCGUGUAACCAGUACAGGGAAUGUCUUCAAAGUAGAGGUUUGACCUGCCGUAACAACAAAUGUCUGUGUCAUUCCUGGUAUUACCACAGAAACAAAGUUUGCUAUAGCAACGGUUAUCUAGCAGCACAGUCAGUUCAUGUUCAAGGUUCUACGUGUGACAUGACGAUCACAUGGCAGCCUCCCUCUAAGGACCAGGAUCUGGUGUCAGGGUACCAAGUCAUUACGUCAGAGUACCACAUCGUUACAGGAGGGUACCUACGUCUUACGCAGUCAGAGACAGUUUCUGUGGGGAAUAAGACAGAGUACACGACACCUUGUAAACUACAACCAGGACGGCUCUAUAGAACUGACAUCCGAUCUAAAAUACUCUUGAGCGAUCCCGAACAGGAAAUGCAUGUAGAUAGCAGUUACAACACAAUUCUAGAGUCACUAAGGCCUGGUCCAAUCUUACGCAGUUUGAGUAAUUUUUCCGCUGACAAUUUAUAUUUGAGAUGGGAGGCAUCUGGACAGAAUAGCUUUGUUAAUCGCUACAGAGUCACGAUAGGGGACCGUAGUCAGCAAACAAUAGCCAGUGUUCCGGAGAUCUACUGGGAGGAACUUCUGCUGCCCGUCACUCUGUAUAACGUCACCAUUACAGCUAUCAGUUACGGAUAUAUAACUAACUAUCCUUCUUACGGAACAAGGGAGAGUCUUCCAUCUACAGACUGGAUACACACAACAGAAAGUCAAUUUACUGGAAAGGCUUACAUGUCUUAUGGAGAAAAUGAUUACGUCUUACGAGGAGAUGACGUCACGAGUGGCCCCCUUAGAUCCCCCACAACAGUUUACGUCGGAGAUGGAUCUGAUGGAGGAUUCAAAUCAGUUUUUAUUGGCUCUAAUGGCGUUAUAGGACUUGGAGAAGCGUUCAACAACAUUGAAGUACAUGAAAUGGAUUCCACCAAAAUCAACGGAACAAGAAUCAUUUGUCCUUUUUGGACGGAUCUAUCGUCAGGCGACAUUGGCAAAGUGUACUACAAUACAUAUAGAAGAGGAAUAGAAGGAGAUAAUGUAGACUCGGUGUUCAUGGAGAAAGCGGACAGUAUUGUCAAGAACAAUUUCAGGGAUUUGAAAGAUUUCAAAGCUUCAUGGCUCGUGAAAGUAACGUGGGAAAACAUGACUUUGCAUGGGUACAAAGAAAAGAAAGUCACAUUCCAGUGUUUCCUCAUCACGGACGGAGAGAAUACCUUUACAGUCAUUAACUACAUUGAUGUCAAUUUGAAACCAAUCCUCAAUCGUGAAAUUUCCAUAGGAUAUCGUUACAAACAAUUUUUCACAAAAAACUUGUUCACGAACCAGAAAGGAGCGUUCAAUAUGAGUAAAAUUCGAGGAAACAGAGGGGAGCGAGGUUUCUGGAUUUACAAAAUGACAGAGGGAGUGCGAUUGAAGAGAGAUGAAAAAGAAUGUUUCCUAUGGUACUCUGCUAACGUAGAAAAUCAUAUACGUAAUAAACUGUCAACAGUCUUAAAUGACAUUGAAUGCCCUUGUGAUCCUCGUCUGUUGAGAUUUGAUCCACGUUACACCAUCAACAGAUUUGACCACGUUAACAGAGUGCUGUGUUAUGCUUCAAUGACCAUAGGAACAAAUGUGGAAUGUUGCUUCAGGAUGUUCGCCAAUACGGAAGAUUUAGGCCCUUUACAGCGUUCUCUACCGCUGGCCGGGACGGUAAUGCAGUAUAACCCGUUCUUUGAAAGAUACCAAUACAAUAACUUUGACUCAAAGCCUAGGGAUCAAUGUUGUAGUACAGGUCACUGUGACUGGUAUUACAAAGUCCGCCCAAUUCCACGCUGUUAUUGGAGAUCACCUUUCCGACCUGGAAUUAAUUUUGGAGACCCUCAUAUCACUACAUUAGAUGGUCUGGACUACACAUUUAAUGGAUACGGGGAAUACACCAUGAUCAGGAUAAAUACCAGCAUAACGACCUUUGAACUCCAGGCUCGGACAGAGUUGGCUACCACAGAAAAUGGAACUACCAUUAAUGCUACUAUAUUUAGUGCCUUUGUGGCGCAAGACCAAACGGGCUCCAAAGUACAGGUCGAAAUGUCACGAAACAAAACGGGAAUGAUAAUUCGAGUUAAUGGAGUGGACCUUACAACUAAAUUUAAAAAUACCAACUAUACAUUCCGAACACCGAACGUGUCAUUGCAGUGGGAAAAUCGCACAAUAUCAGCAACGUUUCUUAAACCACGGUCUAUCAAUGAAAAUUCCACUCUAUUCGACUAUGAUGACGGAUUAACAUACAUGGAUUUUUGGCAUCCUGAAUUUGUUCCACUAUUCACUGACGAAGUGGACGAAAAUCGAGUCAACGAAGCAAAAGAGAAAUGUGGCUCAAACCCGUCAAAAGCUUGUAUUUCAGAUUAUCUUGCAACAGGAGACAUUAAGCUGGCCGAAUCUUCUGGACAUAAAGAGCAGAAUUCAAAGUCAGAUGUAGCCGUUAUCGAAAAUGAAUCACCGCAAAUAUCAGGGAAUACAAAAGUACAUGUAAUUGUCAACAAAGAAAUAGAAAUGAGGUUCAAUGUUUCUGAUGAUGGCGAAGAAAACCCAGUCUACAGAGUUUUAAAACAACCAGACAGUUUCCUAUUUGACGAUGAAACGGGAAUAGCAAGAUGGACGCCGCAAAACGCUAGUGUUUCUGAAAUCAGCAUUAUUGCUGUAGACAGUCAGGGUGCACAGUCCCCCUCCCUCGAUGUCUCCAUCAUAUUGUGUACUGGUUGUAGUGACCGCGGGAAUUGUGAUUACGUCAAUGUUAUACAUACAGGAAAUGACCGAUUUCACACGGCAGCCUGCAUCUGUAACAUUGGAUAUUCUGGAGACGAUUGUGAGGUUGAGACAAACGCCUGUCAACAGAGUCCCUGCCCUCUGGGUAGGGAUUGUACUGACCUGUCCCCCGAGGAAGAGGUCAGACUGGACCGCGGAUACAACUGCUCAGAAUGCCCCACUGGAUAUAAAGAUGUUGAAAAUAAAUGUGAAGAUAUUGAUGAGUGUGCAUCGGCAGAAAAUAAUACCUGUGAUGUUGCCAAGGAAACUUGUGAAAACACAGAUGGGAGUUACAUAUGCAACUGUCUUCAAGGAUACAGGAAAUUGAAUGACAACUGCAAUGAUAUAAACGAGUGCAUGGAAGGAACGUCUGGGUGUCAGCAACUUUGUAGUAACACUCCGGGAUCAUUUAGUUGCUCGUGUUACCCAGGAUUCAGUCUGAAUGAGGAUAAAUCUACUUGCAAUAAAACAGAUGAUGAUCUAUGUAGAACUUUUGAGAAGGAAUGUGAGUAUGCUUGUAGUACUAUAGACGGAACCACCCAGUGUAUAUGUCCAUCUGGGUACAAUCUCACAGAUAAUGGUACAGAAUGCACAGAUAUUGAUGAAUGUGCACUGGAUACUUCACCAUGUGAUCAAGAAUGCCUCAACAUGAACGGGUCAUUCCAGUGCGCCUGCCGUCCUGGUUACAGUCUGAACGCAGAUAAAACUUCAUGUUCAAUAUGUGAUAUACCAAAUUUCGGUGAGAAUUGCGGACAGGUGUGUGAAUGCGGUCCCGGUGGAGACAGGUGUGACCCUGUUAGUGGAUGUGUCUGUCUCCCGGGAUGGACUGAGAAAAACUGCAGUGUAGACAUUGAUGAAUGUCAGCUAAAUCCAACUAUAUGUGGUAUCAAUAAACUCUGCGAUAACACUGAAGGUUCUUACCGGUGUGAUUGUUUAGAGGGAUUCAAUCUCAUCAAUGACAAGUGUGAAGAUAUCGAUGAGUGUGACGAUGCAUCACUGAAUGACUGUCCGGUGGCCACGACACAGUGUAUGAACACGUUCGGUAACUAUACCUGUGAAUGUAAGGAAGGAUAUCAGAAGGAGAACUCCGCCUGUGAAGAUAUUGAUGAAUGCAAGACUCCUAUUCACGGAUGCUCUCAGAAAUGUGAAAACGCCGAUGGUGGAUAUAGUUGUCUGUGCUUCUUCGGAUUUACACUUAAGGAUGAUCGGAAAACGUGUGAAAAGAUCCCAGCUAGAGAUUCGUGUUCCUUGUUUCCGGAAUUAAACUGCUCCUACGGUUGUAAACAAGUCGCAAAUGACGAUCACAGUGGAAUUUGUUUUUGUGAGACAGGCUACGAACUUGCAGGGGACAACAGAACAUGCCUUGAUAUUGACGAGUGUAAAGAUGUUACAACCUGUUCACAUAAUUGUACAAAUAAAAAUGGGUCCUUUACCUGCGGUUGUGCGAUUGGUUACUCACUACAAAAUGAUGGAAGAUCUUGUAAAGAAUGUAGUCAGUAUUUCUACGGUGAGAACUGUGCGACACCCUGUAAAUGUGGACGAGGUGCCAGUGGUUGUCAUCAUGUGAAUGGUUGUGUCUGUAAGCCCGGAUGGACAGGUGAAACGUGUGAAGUGGAUAUAGACGAAUGUCAAAAUAAACCAUGUACUGGGGAUCACGUGAUCUGUCUGAACACCCCUGGAUCAUUCCAAUGUCAAUGCAUUACAGGAUUUAAGAACUUCACUAGCGUCUGUGAAGACAUUGACGAAUGUCAGGAUCCUCUAGCUUGCCACCAGAAAUGUACAAACUUUGACGGAAAUUACACCUGCAGCUGUAAAGAUGGAUAUGAACUUAUAAACACUAAGGAUUGUAAAGAUAUAGAUGAGUGUAAAACCGCCCAGUGUCACCAAUGUUCCAACCGGCCGGGAGGCUUCACAUGUUCAUGUCACGAAGGCUAUCGACUGAACUCAACGACACAGGAUAAAUGUCAUAAUAUUGAUGAAUGCGUGGAAAAUAUUGAUAACUGUUCCAAAGAGGCCUUCUGCACUGAUACUGUUGGAAGUUUCACUUGUAGCUGUUUGAAGGGAUUUGAAGGCGAUGGACAUUUCUGUACAGCCUGCAACGAUUUUACCUUUGGGGAGCAGUGUUCUGAUACAUGCACAUGUGAUGUCAACAACACUGAAAAAUGUGAUGCUGUAAGCGGUGAAUGUCGAUGCAAGAUCGGAUGGAGGGAGCCUGAUUGUUCGGAGGAUGUGGAUGAAUGCAAGCAAAACAUCAUCAACUGUGACACUAACUUGUAUCAGACAUGUAUCAAUACACCAGGUUCCUCCCAUUGUGAAUGUCGUUAUGGUGGGCUAAACAUUUCUGACUGUGUCCGUCCAGAAGAGCCACGUACACCAAAAAUGGCAAACGUUAAAGUACAGACUGAAAUUAGAUUUGACUUGAAAAUACCGAGGGACGACUUCCUAGAAAACAGCGAGAAGUGGCGUCAAGACUUCGAGAAAUCGCUGACGAAUUUCUACAAGAAGAGGAUUCGCAACUUUUCAACGAUUUUUGUCCUUUCUAUUCGCCUUGGGAGUGUCAUAACUGAUGUAGACAUCCAUGGAACCAAAACCGAUACUAACGAUCUAGAACAUGACGUGGCCACCACCUCACUGCAAAUGCUAUCGGGAAAAGAAAACAUAACUGUUUCCGGUCAGAGCCUAAAUGUACUAGAAAUAGUACCAAAAUAUAACAAUGGAACACAUGGGGCAGCUUUAACAACUGCAUCCUCACCAUGUGAUCUGUUUAUAAGUUUUGGAGCUUGCAUGUCGGGACAAAAAUGUGAUUAUUCGUCGGAUGGACCAAUUUGUGUGAAAGAGAAAUCCGACGUGUCAGAUAUGUUGACGUUAAUUGUCAUCCUGGGAGUGAGCAUACCUUUACUGAUGACAGUCAUCGCUCUGGUUGUUUUAUGCAUAUGUUAUCAAAAGAGAUCUAAGAGGAAAGUAAAGAAAGAACGGUAUCAAAGUGAAUACAAUGACCUUCAAGGUGAUUCCGGGAAUGUAUCAAUUUCACAUGGAAAGAAUGCAGUCGGUGGAAAGAUGGAUCAAGGAUGUAGUAAUCCGAAUUAUACAUGGGAUUCCCUCUGCGAGAAACUUCAACAAAACGAACAAUUUCGCAUUAAACGGCCUACCAUUGAAUACAACACGACACUUCAAUAUUGAUUGGAGAAAAGAAGAUCAAAUGUGAAAAUGUUUGAUAGAGAUUGUCGAAAAUGACAUUUAUAAUAUAAAUAUGAUUUGUGUUUGCUGUUGUAUCUUUUUUAUGCAUAUGUUAUUGUUUACUCAACAUUCAACGAAAAUACGGUAUAUGUUAGAAAUAGCUUAUUUGCAAAUGUUACAAAGUACAUUUCAAUACAUACCGUUUUAAGCUGGUACAUGUUUUCAGUUAAUUAAUGACGGUAGAAAUUCACAGGCAUACAUAUGCUUAUUUGUUAAUAAGUUGGUAAGCCAAAUAUACAUGUACUAUAGUAAAACUAUUGAGCAUUUCAUUGUAAUCAUGUUUGGCAGAUCUAAAAGGGCUUGUAGCAUAGAAGUAAUUUUAGCUAAGGUUGAUAAUUUUGUUUUAAUUAAUUUCAAUGCACCUUUUAUCAUGCGACGAAGUAAUAUAAUUUGCUCAUUAAAUUCAGUUUGAAAAGUU
This is a messenger RNA of Ostrea edulis (European flat oyster), 7347 nucleotides long. RefSeq lists its product as uncharacterized. The transcript has 42 exons. Gene Ontology annotation, molecular function: protein binding; calcium ion binding. Gene Ontology annotation, biological process: cell-matrix adhesion. The record is from RefSeq and is a predicted model, not a curated record. Lineage: Eukaryota; Metazoa; Mollusca; Bivalvia; Ostreida; Ostreidae. Bases 54 to 6872 code for a protein of 2272 amino acids.